AAGCUUUGGUGUUUUGCCUCAAGAGAGCGUUUGGAAGUUGUUUUUUCAAGAGAAACUCAGGAACGUUUUAAAAAUGGUUGGUGGCCGGAAAGAACUUAUGGAAUAUCUUGAAAACUUGGGAAUCACUUCAGAAACGGUGGAACAUCCUGCAGUUUUCACCGUGGAGGCCAUGAUGCCGUAUGUCGGCCAUCUUUCAGGAGCGCUCAGCAAGAACCUUUUUCUAAAGGACAAGAAGAAAAAACGCUUGUGGCUUUUCACGGCUUUGGCAACUCGCGAGAUCAACUUGAACGAUCUUGCUAAAAAAGUCGGAGCAGGUGGAGGAUUUCGGUUUGCGGACGAAGCAGUAAUGUUGGAAAAACUUGGUGUCGGACAGGGUUGCGUGACGCCCUUAUCCCUGUUCAACGACAGCCAACAAGAAGUCACGUUUUUGCUGGACGCAAGUUUUGUGGAGGAUAAUCACGAGAAAGUGAACUUCCAUCCGAUGACUAACGAGGCUACAAUUGGCAUGAAACCCGAAGAUUUCAUCAAAUUUGUCAAAGCAACUGGGCAUGACCCAGUCAUUGUGCACUUCUAGGAUCGUUGUUAAAUUACAGCUGUAACGGGAACAUUGCUUGUGGACACGAGUGUGAAUUGUGUUCAAAAUUUGCUUGAAAUUUGUCACUAGCAUACAAAAGUUACGCAAUCCAAGUAUUAUGCAGGGACACUUGGGUAUCUGAACCAUGGGGUAUUCCCUCUCUUCCAGCAUAGUCCUUAGCAUGGGUCGGGUCAUAAAAAUUGGCAAAAGACAAUUUCUUUCCUUUGUUAAUUAUUAUUUCUAUUUCCCAGGGCCCAGUUAUUCAAAGAGAGGAUAAUGCUAUCCAUCAGAUAACUCACUAUCCUGGGAAUAAGAGUAAACAGAACGUACUGCACUAUCCACUGUAUAGAGAUUUAUUCAGUGGAUAGCAUUAUCCAUUCCUCUAACAACCAACAAAGAUGACUAGUGAGAUAUCGAUUCACCCUGCAGGUUAUACUGAGAAAGAGGGAUUUCAAGUAAUCUAUGUGUAAAUUAGAGUUCUUCUAUUAAGGAAAUGUACUCACAUCAGUGGCAUCUUGGUUUUUAAGUUGAAAUCCAGAAAGAAUACCUCUGUGCAUCUUUCACUCCCAACCCCCACCC
Messenger RNA from Stylophora pistillata, 1153 nucleotides. RefSeq names its product prolyl-tRNA synthetase associated domain-containing protein 1. NCBI's taxonomy places the organism in Eukaryota, Metazoa, Cnidaria, Anthozoa, Scleractinia, Pocilloporidae. The record is from RefSeq and is a predicted model, not a curated record. Gene Ontology annotation, molecular function: aminoacyl-tRNA deacylase activity.